Molecule: messenger RNA, 667 nt
Organism: Lucilia sericata (common green bottle fly)
Lineage: Eukaryota; Metazoa; Arthropoda; Insecta; Diptera; Calliphoridae
Exons: 3
Coding region: 81-521 (146 amino acids)
Source: RefSeq, a predicted model, not a curated record
UAAAAUUCGGCAUUUAAUUUAUUAUAAUUUAAAGAAAAAUUUUUAAGGCUUUGAUAUCCAAAUAUUUAUAAAGCUUAAAUAUGAAUUUAAGUGAAAAUUGGUUUUAUACCCACCCCACAUUACCAACACCCAUAUCAGUGACUCAUGAAGUUCUCAAAAGUGGACGACAACAAAGCAAGAGCAAUAAAAAAUUGGCCCGGAAACAGCAAGUAAAUUUUAACGUUUAUAAUUCGAAGAAAUUUGAUAAUAAAGAUGAAAAUCUGGAAAAAUUGUUCAAAACAUCUUCUUAUAGUCGAGAUUUUUAUGUACCUUAUGCUUCAGUGUGUCCUCCUAAAUCGUCAAUUGUUGAUGAUAUAGAUCCAUUAUUUAAUCGUAAACCAGUAAAUGUAUUUCAAAUGCUCCCUUGGGCUCCAGGAAAAUUUAUGGACGAUCAUUUUUCUCGUCCGACUGCAGAGAGGAAGCGUAUAAAUUUCUUUAGGCAAAUGCGACAAAUAUCUUAUUUAGAUAAAACGUAUGAAUAAAAUAAGCUUAAUUAUACAAUAGAAGUGUAUAAAAUAAAAAAUUAAAAUACAAAACACGACCUAAUAAAUAAACCAAUUUUUUACCAACUAAAAUGUACCUUUGUUGCUUUAAACAAUUAAAAAAUACCUCUAUGUUCUAUGAACAG